Molecule: messenger RNA, 582 nt
Organism: Symbiodinium natans
Lineage: Eukaryota; Dinophyceae; Suessiales; Symbiodiniaceae
Source: the annotation of a GenBank genome assembly
AUGGGAGACAGCCCCGAGCUGGUUCCCACCGAAGUGGCAACCGAUCUGGAAUCUGACGACAUGCUUCUACCUCAGACUGCUUCUGAGCAAGUUGUUCCGAACGGUGCUCUGGAAGGGGGCGCAGCGGGCACUAAUGUGUUUGAGCCAAACGCCCGAACUCCUUUUGCGGCCGUACCGUUCGCACCACAGUUGCAUAUGUAUCGACAGAAUUUCCAGCAAAACAUCAUGGUCGGUGAAUCUCCGGAACAAACCAGAUCGCUUCUCGGUGAACUUGAAACUGAAGCAGAAAACAGGCACCAGAGGUUCCGCCAGGCUGCCGAAUACGCUCAUGAUCAAAGAAUCGCCAAUGUUGAAGAACGAGCAAAUCGACAGCAUGAGGAGAUCGUUGCACAGCUCGAAUCCGAGAUUGCCACACAACGAUAUCAGUUUAUCGAAGCCAAUCAUCAUCUCGUGUCAGAGCUGCGACAACAACACCAAGUCAUCGCUUUCCAAACGGAACAUUUUUCCAGCGUUAGUUCGCAGAUCACGCAACUUCGAACAACUUUAAUCGAAGAAGCAGAGGAGAACACAAACCCUCAAUGA